Molecule: messenger RNA, 250 nt
Organism: Pelobates cultripes (western spadefoot toad)
Lineage: Eukaryota; Metazoa; Chordata; Amphibia; Anura; Pelobatidae
Source: the annotation of a GenBank genome assembly
UGAACCCGACAGAACAACUGAGCCACAAAAUGGAGCUUGCAGACGUGGCUGAAAUGUUCAAUACCCUAACAAGACAAGUCACCAACCUGACUCAAGCAGUCCAAGAAUUGCAAACGCAAGCAAGGACACCUAUGUCUGCUGUAGCUUCCAAUUUAGUGCCCAUUCCAGAAGAUACAGCUAUGUCCUGUGAGUUGAUGUUCGAUCUACAACCAAACAUGUACCAAACAUGUACCACUCUGAUUCCAUCAAU